Brachypodium distachyon (stiff brome) is the source of this 5173-nucleotide messenger RNA. RefSeq names its product putative 1-phosphatidylinositol-3-phosphate 5-kinase FAB1D. Gene Ontology annotation, cellular component: endosome membrane. The record is from RefSeq and is a predicted model, not a curated record. Gene Ontology annotation, biological process: phosphatidylinositol phosphate biosynthetic process. Bases 416 to 4936 code for a protein of 1506 amino acids. Gene Ontology annotation, molecular function: ATP binding; 1-phosphatidylinositol-3-phosphate 5-kinase activity. Lineage: Eukaryota; Viridiplantae; Streptophyta; Magnoliopsida; Poales; Poaceae. The transcript is spliced from 12 exons.
GGUUGACAAAACGAGACACGUACAGCUGAUCCAUCUAUGAUCUAUCCAUGUGUCACCAUGCAUGUAUAUAACCGACUGUUUGAGCUUACCGUUUUUAUUUUUUCUGUGAAUAAGAAUUUCCUAGAAAUUCGAAGCAGAAAUGCUUAGAAAAUCAAUCCAGUUCCGGUUUCGACAAGUCAGAUUCGUUGUGUUGUGUUGUGUGUCUCUUUGGUUGCGUGCUGCAUAAAUAACUCAGGAGUAAUCUCGUUCCUCUGCUCUUCUUCUCUGCUGCCUUGCGCCAUUGCUUCUUCUUCGGGAGUUCAGUGGAGACGGUGGCUUCCGUUUCAUUUCAUCCCCUUUCCAAUCUGAGUUUUUCUUAGCUUAACACAAGAACUUGUGAGUGAGUCGUCAUUUUUGGAUUCAGAAUUCCGAGGUCAUGUCCAACAGCAGUGGCAGCAGGGAGAGCAGUUUGGAUGGUAAUCGAGACCGUAACGCUGCCCAUUACAUGAUGCCGGCGUAUGGCAAAACCGGUGAUCGGCCCGUCGAUGAUGACCGGUUGGUUACAUAUGGUGAAAAUAAUAACACUAAUGGGGCUGGGAGUAUGGGUGGCACUGAAUUCAAAAACCUUGAGGAGGAUGCUGCCAUCUGGAUACCGCCUGAGGCGGCGGGCACCGAGGAUCAUGAUGUGGUUGCAUACAUAAACGAUGACGACAACGACGAUGAAUGUCAUGGUGGUACUAUGAACUGGGUGCAGCAGAGUUCCAGUGACUCUGAGCCCAGCAGCCCCAGUACUACUCCUAGGGAGGAGGAGCGGCAGACGGCGAUGCUCGAUGCCAUCAACAGGCAGCUCAAGAUGCUUGUCGGCCGGUCUCUAGCAUCUGCUGGCAUGUCCUUGCCCCAAGGAGAGGAGGAGAGCUGGCUUGAUAUUAUCACCUCCCUGUCCUGGGAGGCUGCUCUGCUCAUCAAGCCUGACGGCAGCGUCGGGAACCAGAUGGACCCUGGGUCCUACAUCAAGGUCAAGCGUGUAGCAUCUGGUAGACGGCGACAGUGUGAGGUCAUCAAAGGCUUGGUCUUCAAGAAGUGUGCAGCUCAUAAGCACAUGCCUACCAAGUGUCACAACCCCAAGCUGCUUCUGCUUAGAGGCGCCCUCGGGGAUUCUGAUGUGGGCUUAUCGUCAUUUGAUUCCAUGGAACAGGAAAAGGACCAUCUUGAAAAGGCUAUCAGCCAAGUGAUGGAGAUAUGUGCUCCAAAUGUUAUUAUGGUCGAGAAAACGGUUUCGCGUGACAUACAGGAGCUUCUACUGAAUGAAGGUGUAACUCUAGUGUUUGAUAUGAAGCUUAACCGGUUGCAAAGAAUUGCUCGUUAUUCUGGUUCUCCCUUAGUCUCAGUUUCAGAAAUCCUGAGCAUGCCAAAGUUGAAGCACUGCGACUACUUCCAUAUUGAAAAAGUUGCCGAGGAGCAUAACAUUACUGGUGAAGGUGGGAAGCGGCCAUCUAAAACAUUAAUGUUCUUGGAAGGUUUUUCCAAGCCAUUAGGAUGCACGAUACUACUACGAGGAGCAAAUAGUGAAGAACUGCAGAAAGUCAAGCAAGUCAUGCUCUACACAGUAUUUGCAGCAUACCACCUGGUUCUUGAGACAUCUUUCUUUGAAGAUCAGAGGGUAUUCUUGAAUGAUGGAUAUGCUUCCAAAGAAGGAAAUUAUGUUGGUAUGAAGGAGGUGUCACCAGUAAUUAGUUCUGAAAUUCAUGUUCUCCCAGAUGUAUCUCUUCCUGCCAGUCAUAUAGAGAAUGAUGUCACUCAUAACAGAUCAUUGGUACAAUAUACUGAUGGGGAGAAAACUGUAUCUUCUGCAAAUCCUGAUGCAUUGAACCCACCUGAAAAUGGCUUCUCGAGCGAGGUGGCGGGGGGUACAAUCAUCCAUCAUAAUUCAAAUCACACACUUCCUUCUGAAAAAUUGAUCUCAUUACCCUCAAGGUCACUGAGAAAAUUCAUCGAUAUAUUCCACCACCAGAAUAUUUACCUACCUGUCACUUCUUCUCAAGAGACAACCAAUCAUCAUAAAGAAGGAAGACUUGAACCCAAUCCAGAUAUACCAAGUAAAGGUUUUCAUGCCAGGGAAGCAACAGAAGAACCAGUUAAUUCCUGUGAAAACAUGGACAAUUUGAAUGAUCUCCAGAAACAAGUAAUGGCCAAAACGAAUCAACAAAUGAGACUGGCUGAUAAUUUAAUUAGUGGAAAGCAUGAACAACCAUCGGUUACAUUGGAAAACAGGAACCAUUACGGCACUGCUUACAUCAGCGAAGAGAAAACCUCUGGCAUAGAUGAUGAGGCUGAUGAUGUGUUGGAUUCUCAAAGCAUACUGGUUUUGAUCUCCAGCCAAUGCAUCCCAAAUCAGGUCACUUGUGAGCAGAGUCAUCUGUCCCGUAUAAACUACUAUGGAAAUUUCGACGUGUCAUUAGGACAAUAUUUGAAGGACAUUUUACAGAACAAGAACCUAAGCUGCUCAUCAUGUGGAGAGCCUCCAGAGGAUCACAUGUACUCUUACACCCACCGCAAAGGAAAUCUGUCUGUUAUUGUGAAGCGUUUGCUGCCUGAGCAUCGUUUGCCUGGGGAAUCCAAAGGAAAAAUUUGGAUGUGGACUAGAUGUUUAAGAUGUGAGCAUGAAAGUGGGAUCUCCAAAUCAUCUCGAAGAGUGCAGAUAUCGCCUGAGGCACGUAAUCUCUCGUUUGGGAAGUUCCUUGAACUCAGUUUUUCAAGCCACUCUGCUGCUAGGAGGCUAUCAAUAUGCGGGCAUUUGGUGAAUAGGGACUGCUUACGCUUUUUUGGGUUGGGUUCCAAAGUUGCAAUAUUCCAGUAUUCAUCAGUCAAAAUUUACACCGCCUGCAAACCACAACGAACUCUUGAGUUCCAUAGCUCCAGUACGCGCGAGUUGUUCGAGCAAGAGGCAAGAAAUGUUCUUGAUACUGGGGUUAACCUUUUCACUGAAGUCGAAACCUUACUAAAGCACAUGAAGAAUCAAUUUCCUAAGGUGGUUCUCAACUGUGGCACCUUCCUAGAAUUUUCUCAACUCGAAGAGAUGUUGAUUAAAGAAAAAGCCGAGUUUACGGAUUCUCUGGUGAAGGCUGUUGAUCAACAUGGUAUUUCUAGAUUCUCGGUGCAUGAGAAUCUUGAUGUAAAUUGGCUCUAUCAGGACCUUCUGCUUCAACUAUAUGUGUGGGACUGUCGGUUGCAUCGGCUUCUAGUGUGUACAUAUACUGGAAAAGAAAGAAUGAGUAAUGGCAUGAAGAAGGUGACUGUUGAACUUACUGAUGACCGAACAACAACAGUUGCUGAGGCAGAUGAUAAUGAGCCAGUGCAGUUCAGUGAACUGGGGAUGAAUGGACAUGCAUCAAUGUUGGUUGAUGAAACCCCCCAGGAUAGACACUAUUCUGUAAUCUCAGAUAGCUUGGAUGUGCAGGGGCAGGGCAAUGAGCGGAUCACACAUUCGAUGUCCGUUAAGCAACAUUCAUUCGAUAUCCCUCGGUUCAGAAUUUCUGAAUGGGAUGACAUGGAAAGAUGGAUUUGGAGUCCACUGUAUGAGUCAAGAUUGGUUUAUAGGCAAGAACUUCAGGCUGGAAGUUUAGAAAAUUUUGAACUUGUUAACCGCUAUUCUCCAUCUCAUUUGUCCACCUUGAACAAACAAUCUGCUGAAGAGGUAUGCUCUCGACGGUUUGUAGUCGGCCCAGGUGGUAAUGUCUUGUCUAUAUCAGAGGAUGAAAUAUCCAGCAUAGUCUCCCGUGCUCUUGCCGUAUCCGAGGACCGACGCCAUUUACUGGAUUCUAUAGUCGAGAGCCAAGCAUCGGACACCAUGGGAGGAUACCAUGCUAAAUCAAUGGAGAACUUGUCAUCUGGAGGUUCUUCUCCCUCUUCACCCUGGUCAUCUAACGAAUCUUCAGAUUCUGAAGCAAGCUUUUCAUCUGACGACCUCUACAACUACGACAGCUCGCUUCUAUCAUCCUCUCUCCAUCCUGAAAUAUAUGUCAAUGGAAGAGUAACACUCAAACAAAAAUAUUCAGUUAUCUGUGUACAUGCCAAUCAGUUCUACACUCUCCGGAAGAAAUGUUGCUCAUCUGAGCUUGCCUAUAUUGCUUCCUUAAGCCGGUGCAAGAAGUGGGACGCUCAAGGCGGAAAAAGCAAGGCUUUCUUUGCAAAAACAAUGGAUGAUAGGUUCAUCAUAAAGCAAAUAAAGAAGACAGAGUUCAAGUCUUUCAUAGAAUUCGCGCCCGAUUACUUUAAGCAUGUUUACCACUCUCUAGACACUGGGAGCCAAACUUGCCUUGCCAAAAUUCUAGGAAUCUAUCAGGUUAAGCAAACACGACAUGGCAAGGAAGUGAAGAUUGAUCUGAUGGUGAUGGAAAAUCUUCUCUUUGGACACAAUAUUUCACGGAUAUAUGAUCUUAAAGGUGCCGUUUUUUCUCGAUACGUCACCAACUCAAGUGGCGGUGAUGCUGUUUACCUGGAUCAAAACUUUGUCGAGGAUAUGCGUGUUUCUCCUAUCUAUAUUGGCGGAAGAACAAAACAUCUCUUGCAACGGGCAAUCUGGAACGACACAUCUUUUCUCACGUCAAUUAAUGUUAUGGACUACUCUCUACUUGUGGGAGUAGACAACGAAAAUCAUGAGUUUGUAUUUGGCAUAAUUGACUACCUGAGGCAAUACACAUGGGACAAGCAACUGGAGACAUGGGUAAAAGCUUCUCUGGUGGUGCCAAAGAAUGUUUUGCCAACCGUAAUUUCACCCAGGGAGUACAAGAAAAGGUUUAGGAAGUUCAUGACCAAGUAUUUCCUGACAGUUCCAGAUGAUUGGAGUAUGCCGAAUCGUUCCGAGUCCUGCAAAUAUUGUGCUCACAGAAAAUGCAACUUGUCGAAAGUUGACAGUCAGAAGCCUAAUCAUCAAACUGUGGCAUGCGUUAUUCAGUAAUGAACUUGUCGUGGUAUAUUCCGGCUUAAGCUGUAGUCUGUUAUAUCGCAACAGUGUACAUAGAAUGAGUGCCUCAGUUGUUAAGUUUCUUCAAAAAUUUGCGCCUUUUAGGAAAACCUUUUUUUGGCGCAACUGAGGUCCACAAUACAUGUACCUUGCAGUUUUUGGUUGUAUUCAGUUUCACAACAAUUAUAAUUAAAUCAUAUUUUGUAUAUAUAUCACUUGUCGUUCUACUUC